AUGGCGACCACCGAAACAGCGAGGGAGAAAGCGUUAGUCAACUACAGGAAAAAACUGUUAGAACACAGAGAACUUGAUGCCCGACUUAAAGAGAGUAUGUAUGCCUAAAUUUAAAAUACUAAUUCUUCUGGAAACAUUUAUCUAAAAGAAGUUUUAGGAUAAAGCAAAGUCUCCCUUGUCCAAUUCAAACUUUGUUCAAUGUCCUAAUUAAAAGUUACGAUGUGAUUGUAUUUUUGGUGCAUUUGACCGUGCUCCAGUGAAUCAGCCAAAGUGACAAAUAAAUGCAAAAGGGAAUAUCUGCGCUAAAAUUUUUAUAGAGUAGAAGUAUUCAGGAUUCUCCCUUUUGUGAUAGGUAAUAUUGUAGAGAAAGAACUUGAACCGGAUGCUGAUCAUGAAAUUAACUGGCCUUUGCACGGUUUUGAAUUCUUUUGCAACAUAACUAACCGUAAUUUUCUUUUCGUCUUAGUGAGAGAACAACUGAAAGACUUAAGCAAGGAGUAUGACAAAUCUGAAAAUGAUUUAAAGGCUCUGCAAAGUGUUGGACAGGUAUGGUUGUGAUCCUGCUCUUCAGUGUUUGUCUUUUGUUAUUACAGACUGAAUUAACUAUACGAUAUUUUCUAACCUUCCUCUUUAACAGAUUGUUGGGGAAGUUCUAAGGCAGCUUACUGAAGAAAAAUGUAAGAUUAUAAUCAGCUGAAAUUGUUUAUGUUCGUUUUAUUAAUAAUUCCGUUCAAUUCACAAGAUUUACUUAUAGUUUCCUACUCCGCCAUCUGUUCUGCAGUUCUUUAAUUUUUACCUUUAUGUGAACUGUUGUGGUUACAGAGGAAGAAAAAAAUUGAACCAUGGAUAAAACUGAACCACAACAGUUACAACUUAUAACCUUCAUUUUACUCAAGCGUGACAGAAAGUAUGGAACUUGUUUGAUUGUUAAAGUGAGAGCGGAUUUGAAAGGAAUGUUGUGAAGGUAGUGACAUUUCAACAACUUAUUUGGUGAAAGUGAGAAUAGUGAAGUGAUUCUGCUGAUGAACUCAGUUAAAUAUUUAUUUGGACCAUCCUUACAAAGAAGAUCACAAUUCACAGUCAAUGCUCCCAGAUUCUUGUACAUUACUCUUGAAUAGAAAAACAAAAAUUUGACCUUUUUUCUUUAUGUCUUGGCUUGUUAGUUAUUGUGAAGGCAACUAAUGGUCCACGUUAUGUUGUGGGUUGUCGGAGACAGGUUAGUACUGUGGAGGAUGCUGAUAGUUUUGUUUUCCUGAAAUAUCAACAGAACCUUUUUGUCAGACUUUGAGGGAAAACUGUGGUCUAUUUUCUUGAUAGGUGGAUAAAAAGAAGCUUAAGCAAGGUACAAGAGUUGCUCUGGACAUGACAACUCUUACAAUCAUGAGGUAGAGUUUAUUUGUCCUUGUCUCAUCUAGAUCUAAGGCACCGACUACCUGAUAUGGCAGUUUUACCAUCCAAAAUUUUACACAUUUAGAGGGGUGCUCAGCAAACGACUUGGUGUUGUUGUUAUCAUGAUUAUUAGUAAUAUAGUUAGUCAUGAAUUUAAUGAGUACUCAGGUGAUGCCAGAAACCCUACAGUGAGUUAAGUCAGUAACCUGUCAUAAAUGAUUGCAAUUUUUUAGGUAUCUUCCACGAGAAGUUGAUCCUCUUGUUUACAAUAUGUCCCACGAAGAUCCUGGAAACAUUUCUUACUCAGAGGUUGGAGGACUAAGUGAACAGAUCAGGGAACUGAGAGAGGUCUGUGUUUUUCACUGUGUGCAAAAGUCUCUUUGUUAAAUCUGUUGUUUAAUUUACAUUAAUUUCAGUUGAAGGAGGAAUUUCACUUUUGCAUUAUUCUUAUCUGUACAAUAUUACCACAGGUUAUAGAACUUCCCCUGACAAACCCGGAAUUGUUUCAGCGAGUUGGAAUCAGUCCACCUAAAGGAUGCCUUCUGUUUGGUCCUCCAGGUAAAAUAGUUUAUUUUCCAACAAAAUAAGUUUUAUAGGAGUAUUAAUUUUAAAGAUCUAAUCUUAAAUCAGGUAAUUUGGUUCUAUCAACUGAGCUGAUAACUGAGAUUGGCCGCCAUAAAGAGUUUCAAAGCUGACAUUUCAAGGGUUAGCCCUUCUUCAGAGCUGAGGAAGGGCUAACACUUGAAACAUCAAGUUUGAAUCUCUUCGUGGUGGCCAAUUUAUGUUAUCAACUCAGUUGAUAACACUAAAUUACCUUGUUAUACUCUCCAACUGAUGUAGCAUCCCAAUUUCUGUAGAAACUUACCCCCUUUAAUGAUAAAUUAUGUUACUACCUUCAUGACUUUACAAAUUUUUCCUGAUUGGGAGAAUAUUGUUUCAGGAGGGUAAAUCCUGUCAUUUUCUUUCAUUUUCUAGCAAUAUUCUGCCAACAAGCAGCUCCUGUCACCUGCUUUACAAAUAUCUGAUUUUCUCUUCAUUUUUCCUUAAAGCCCCAUACUCAAUAUUUAGAUUAUGUUUGUUGCUUGAUCUUCACGACCUUAAUGUAUAAUUGACAUAUGAUUGCUCUUCUUAAUUAUUUUAUAGGAACUGGAAAAACACUCCUUGCAAGAGCUGUGGCCAGCCAGUUGGACGCAAACUUUCUCAAGGUAACUAUUCAAUAGGUUUUUAGUUAAACAAGACUUGUUGCGAGGAGAAAGGUACAGCAGAAGGCAUCUAACAUUAGUAUCAAUGUUAAGUAAAAUAAGGUGUCAGGAAAUGUUUAUAUGUCUUUAGCUUGUAUUCUGUGAAUGAUCUAAGAGAGGUUGUUGUGUAGUGACUUCUUUGAAUGAUGUCUUAUUUUUUUCAAACCAUUUCUUCAUUUUGUGUUUUAAGGUUGUGUCCAGUGCAAUUGUUGACAAGUAUAUUGGAGAAAGUGCAAGGCUCAUUAGAGAGAUGUUUGGUAUGUUUGUAUGUUUUGUGCAUUUAUCAUGAUAGCCAGCAUAUUGAUUUUCAUUGCAGCUCUUAUUAUUACUAUUGUGAAAAUUUGGUGAAGAUAAGGAAAUUUUCUCCUUUGUGAUCAGUUCCUUUGUUUUUGAGACCUUUACUUGUACGUUGAUCUUGUGAUGGGAAAUUAAAUGCUGUUCUUCUUAAUAAUUGAGGUGUUCAGUAAUCACUUUUUUGGUGGAAAUUAUGAUAAAAUGCAUGACCAUCUCUGAAAGUUUGUUUAUUUUCCUUUCAGUAGACCAUUAGCUUUAUCACUGGGUACUUAGCUAAAGAAGGCUCCUCUAAUUCGUAGUUGCUGUCUUACACUAUCGUUUAUGAUAGAGAAUUUCUAAGUUCAUGUAUGAUGAUCAUAACAACUCUAGGCACAUGGUCCAAACUCAAAGCAAGGAAGCUUUUAACCUCGGGUCAUAGUUUUAAGUAGCAAAGAAAUUUCUGCUUCAACCUUUAUACCUGUUCAAUAUAUUUAUUUUCUAUGGCAGUUCUGUAUCUGAGCACAGUCUACCUACUGUGUUAUUUUACAGUGACAUUUUUUGUUGUCGGUGUAAGCAAUACAGCCACUACUCAGCAUCUUCAAGGCUAUGAGUUUUCACCAGACUGUCUUGAUUUACAGGUUAUGCCAGGGAUCAUGAACCUUGUAUUAUUUUUAUGGAUGAAAUUGAUGCCAUAGGUAUGUAAUCUGUUGAACAAGUUUUUUUUAAAAUAACUGUCAAAAGGAAGGUUAAAUCUUACCCUACAGAGUGCCACUACAAAGAAGUUUAGUUUGUGGUUCAAUGAUUUUUAAUUUUCCACCUGACCUUCUGAUUUAAAAAGAAUAUGCUCUCAUAGGUGGACGGCGUUUCUCUGAGGGCACAUCUGCUGACAGAGAAAUACAAAGGACACUCAUGGAGGUUUGUAACUCCUACACCAAAACGUUGCAUGAUUUACCUAAAUAUUAUAGUCAUAGAAUCCAUGAGUUCGGGGAUAAGCUGAUGACAAUGAAUUAAUUUUUAAUUCAAUUUUUCUUCUUCUAUUGUAGCUUUUAAAUCAAAUGGAUGGUUUUGAUGCUCUGGGGCAGGUGAGAUUAACUUUAUUUAUUGAUGCUUUUUUUUCCCUUUCCACAAUUUUACCUGAACACAUUCCUUUUUUAAUUGGCUGGAAAUACUUCUUUUUAUGCAGCAAUUUUUUUUCAACGUUUAUUACUACCCCGUCCCCAGGUGAAAAUCAUUAUGGCAACGAACCGCCCAGAUACCCUCGACCCAGCUCUCCUCAGACCCGGCCGUCUCGAUCGGAAGAUAGGUGGGUAUAAGAUAACCUUACCACUUUGCGUGAAAGUAAAUUGUUUUUCAUAUUUUUUUAAAAAAAAAAUUGUUCGUUUAUCUGCACUGGGUAUGUUAAGUUCCAAAAACAUAAAGUUUCUGAUUACCCUUCCCUUCUGCUCUAGAAAUUCCGCUGCCGAAUGAACAAGCUCGUAUGGAUAUCCUAAAGAUCCAUUCAGCAAAGAUAACUAAGCAUGGAGAGAUUGGUAAGCACUUUUUGUAGAAUUUCUUUUGAGUUCCAAAAUGAUAUUGAUUGGUUUAGAGUAUAUGCAGGUGCGUUUCUGGCACGUGAGUCGUUUUACAAGCAGCUGUGUUUCACGAAUGAGACAUCGUUACCAUGUGCGCUAUUUCUUGUUUUUCUGGUCAUUUGUUGUGACGUUCAAGGACCUUAUUUACGGUGGCCCACAACUUUCACGGCAAAAGAAAUAACCUCGCGGCAAAAAGGAAAAGACUCACGGCAAAAGAAAUAACCUCACGGCAAAAGAGAAAAGACUCACCGCAAAAGAAAAAACCUCACGGCAAACGAAAAACCUCACGGCAAAAAGAAAAAGACUCACGGCAAAAGAAAAGACCUCACGAUGAGGUUAUUUCUUUUGCCCUGAGGUUAUUCUUUUUGCUGUGAGGUUUUUUCUUUUUCCGUGAGUCGUUUUCUUUUUUCCGUGAGGUUUUUCUUUUGCGGUGAGUCGUUUUCUUUUUGCCGUGGGGUUUUUUCUUUGGCCGUGAGUCUUUUCUUUUUUGCUUCGAGGUUCUUCCUUUUGCCGUGAGGUUAUUUCUUUGGCCGUGACAGUUGUGGGCCACCGUACUUAUUGAUUUGGAAAGAUCUAAAAAUACAAAAGGAGCAACUAUAAUCUCGGGAGGAACAGAAGUAACUGUUUCCGGUUUUUCUUCUUAUAGACUACGAAGCAGUUGUGAAGUUGUCUGACGGAUUCAACGGCGCUGACUUGAGAAACGUGUGCACCGAAGCAGGUUAAAAAAGUCACGUGUUUCUCCAUUUUAACCCUUAACUAAGUUACUCUAAAGGUUUCAAAACUUUUGAUCGAGGGAGUGUAGCUUGGGUUACAAGAAGAACAUAUCUGAGAGUUCUUUUAUCUAUCCAUGAACCUAAGAGCUUGUUAAUAAAUCUCUAAGUGUUAUUACAUUUGUUGUAGUUAGAUAAAUUCUCUGCUCUUUCUUUUUUAGGUAUGUUCGCUAUUCGCGCUGAGAGAGACUACGUCAUCGAGGAGGACUUUAUGAAAGCUGCACGUAAAGUCUCCGACAAUAAGAAGCUGGAGUCUAAACUGGAUUACAAACCUGUUUGA
Pocillopora meandrina is the source of this 5524-nucleotide messenger RNA. The record is from the annotation of a GenBank genome assembly. NCBI's taxonomy places the organism in Eukaryota, Metazoa, Cnidaria, Anthozoa, Scleractinia, Pocilloporidae.